GUACCCAGAACGCUCCGCUUUGCCUCCUGGGUGUUAUUGCCCCUUUCCCGGUGCAGGACGCGGUAGUGGUCAGCCAGCGAGAGUGUCAGGCCUGGGGUUUUCUGUGUCCUUCCCUGGGUCAGGGACAAGCCAGUGAUUUGACUCUUGGGCGCUCCACCUGGGAGGGAGCACAGGAGGCCGCUGUCCCUCCUUUCCGGUUCACGUCACCCUUCUCUCCCUCUCCUGCCCCACCUGCAGCCACUUAGACGGCUCCUGGACUGACUGCCUGGGGCAGUGAGUGGCGGUGGCUGUCGAGGCCGCCGGGGCCGAGGUGAGGCUGCAGCUCUCCGGGCGGCGGUAGCGCUGGGAAGGAGGAGGAGAGAAGAUGGCGUCGGAGCUGGAGCCAGAGGUGCAGGCCAUCGACCGGAGUUUGCUGGAAUGUUCGGCCGAGGAGACUGCGGGGAAAUGGCUGCAAGCAACUGACCUCACUAGAGAAGUGUACCAGCAUUUAGCCCACUCUGUACCCAAAAUCUACUGCAGGGGUCCCAACCCUUUUCCACAGAAAGAAGACAUGCUGGCACAGCAUGUUUUGUUGGGACCGAUGGAAUGGUACCUUUGUGGUGAAGAUCCUGCAUUUGGAUUUCCGAAACUUGAACAAGCAAACAAACCUUCUCAUCUUUGUGGUCGUGUUUUUAAAGUAGGAGAGCCUACAUACUCUUGCAGAGACUGUGCAGUUGAUCCAACUUGUGUUUUGUGCAUGGAGUGCUUUUUGGGAAGUAUUCACAGAGAUCAUCGAUAUAGGAUGACAACAUCAGGAGGUGGAGGUUUCUGUGACUGUGGUGAUGCUGAAGCUUGGAAAGAGGGUCCUUACUGUCAGAAACAUGAACUUAACACCUCUGAAAUUGAGGAAGAAGAGGAUCCUCUUGUUCAUUUAUCAGAAGAUGUGAUAGCAAGAACUUACAACAUUUUUGCUAUUAUGUUUCGGUAUGCAGUAGAGAUAUUAACCUGGGAAAAAGAAAGUGAAUUGCCAGCAGAUUUAGAGAUGGUAGAGAAGAGUGACACCUACUAUUGCAUGCUGUUUAAUGAUGAGGUUCAUACGUAUGAACAAGUUAUUUAUACUCUUCAGAAAGCUGUUAACUGUACACAAAAAGAAGCGAUUGGUUUUGCAACUACAGUAGAUCGAGAUGGGCGUAGGUCUGUUCGAUAUGGAGACUUCCAGUAUUGUGAGCAAGCAAAAUCAGUAAUUGUGAGAAAUACCAGUAGACAGACAAAGCCACUCAAAGUUCAAGUUAUGCAUUCGUCUAUCGUCGCACAUCAGAAUUUUGGUUUGAAACUUUUGUCUUGGCUGGGAAGUAUUAUUGGAUAUUCAGAUGGCCUUCGCCGGAUUUUAUGUCAAGUUGGUUUACAAGAAGGGCCAGAUGGUGAAAACUCUUCUCUAGUGGACAGACUGAUGCUUAAUGAUUCCAAAUUAUGGAAAGGUGCUAGGAGUGUAUAUCAUCAGUUGUUCAUGAGCAGUCUGCUUAUGGAUUUGAAAUACAAGAAGCUGUUUGCUGUUCGAUUUGCAAAAAACUAUGAGCGUUUGCAGAGUGAUUAUGUGACAGAUGACCACGACAGAGAGUUUUCAGUCGCAGACCUCUCGGUUCAGAUAUUCACAGUUCCUUCACUUGCUCGAAUGCUCAUCACAGAAGAAAACCUGAUGACCAUUAUCAUUAAGACUUUUAUGGAUCAUUUGAGACAUCGAGAUACCCAGGGCAGAUUUCAGUUUGAACGAUAUACUGCUUUACAAGCCUUCAAAUUUAGGAGAGUUCAGAGCCUUAUUUUAGAUCUCAAGUAUGUGUUAAUUAGCAAACCAACUGAAUGGUCAGAUGAGCUGAGGCAGAAGUUCCUAGAAGGGUUUGAUGCCUUUUUGGAAUUACUAAAAUGUAUGCAGGGAAUGGAUCCAAUUACACGUCAAGUAGGACAACAUAUUGAAAUGGAACCAGAGUGGGAAGCAGCCUUCACACUGCAAAUGAAACUAACACAUGUCAUUUCGAUGAUGCAGGACUGGUGUGCUUCAGAUGAAAAAGUGUUAAUUGAAGCUUACAAGAAAUGUCUUGCUGUACUGAUGCAGUGUCAUGGUGGUUAUACUGAUGGUGAACAGCCAAUCACGCUAAGCAUUUGUGGACAUUCAGUGGAAACUAUCAGAUACUGUGUUUCCCAAGAGAAAGUUAGCAUUCACCUCCCAGUUUCUCGCUUGCUUGCAGGUUUACAUGUAUUAUUAAGCAAAAGUGAAGUGGCAUAUAAAUUCCCAGAGCUCCUACCUCUAAGUGAACUUAGCCCACCCAUGUUGAUAGAACACCCUCUUAGAUGUCUCGUUUUAUGUGCCCAAGUACAUGCUGGAAUGUGGAGAAGAAAUGGGUUCUCUUUAGUAAACCAGAUUUAUUACUACCAUAAUGUGAAAUGCAGACGUGAGAUGUUUGACAAGGAUAUAGUAAUGCUUCAGACAGGUGUCUCCAUGAUGGAUCCAAAUCAUUUCCUGAUGAUCAUGCUCAGCCGCUUUGAACUUUAUCAGAUUUUCAGUACUCCAGACUAUGGGAAAAGAUUUAGUUCUGAGAUUACCCAUAAGGAUGUUGUUCAGCAGAACAAUACUCUAAUAGAAGAAAUGCUAUACCUCAUUAUAAUGCUUGUUGGAGAGAGAUUUAGUCCUGGAGUUGGACAGGUAAAUGCUACAGAUGAAAUCAAGCGAGAGAUUAUCCAUCAGUUGAGUAUCAAGCCUAUGGCUCAUAGUGAGUUGGUAAAGUCCUUACCAGAAGAUGAGAACAAGGAGACUGGCAUGGAGAGUGUAAUCGAAGCAGUUGCCCAUUUCAAGAAACCUGGAUUAACAGGACGAGGCAUGUAUGAACUGAAACCAGAAUGUGCCAAAGAGUUCAACUUGUAUUUCUAUCACUUUUCAAGGGCAGAACAGUCCAAGGCAGAAGAAGCUCAACGGAAAUUGAAAAGACAAAAUAGAGAAGAUACAGCUCUUCCACCUCCAGUUUUGCCUCCGUUCUGCCCUCUGUUUGCAAGCCUGGUUAACAUUUUGCAGUCAGAUGUCAUGUUGUGCAUCAUGGGGACAAUUCUACAAUGGGCUGUGGAACAUAAUGGAUAUGCCUGGUCAGAGUCCAUGCUGCAAAGGGUAUUACAUUUAAUUGGAAUGGCACUACAAGAAGAAAAACAACAUUUAGAGAAUGUCACGGAAGAGCAUGUAGUAACAUUUGCCUUCACUCAGAAGAUAUCAAAACCUGGUGAAGCGCCAAAAAACUCUCCUAGCAUACUAGCUAUGCUGGAAACACUACAAAAUGCUCCCUACCUAGAAAUCCACAAAGACAUGAUUCGGUGGAUAUUAAAGACUUUUAAUGCUAUUAAAAAGAUGAGGGAGAGUUCACCUACCAGUCCCAUGGCAGAGACAGAAGGAACCAUAAUGGAAGAGAGUUCAAGAGAUAAAGACAAAGCUGAGAGGAAGAGAAAAGCCGAGAUCGCCAGAUUGCGCAGAGAAAAGAUCAUGGCGCAGAUGUCUGAAAUGCAGCGGCAUUUUAUUGAUGAAAACAAAGAACUCUUUCAGCAGACAUUAGAACUGGAUGCCUCAACCUCUGCUGUUCUUGAUAAUAGCCCUGUGGUUUCAGAUAUGACACUUACAGCACUGGGCCCUAUGCAAACUCAGGUUCCUGAACAAAGACAAUUUGUUACAUGUAUAUUGUGUCAAGAAGAACAAGAAGUUAAAGUGGAAAGCAGGGCGAUGGUCUUGGCAGCAUUUGUUCAGAGAUCAACUGUAUUAUCAAAAAACAGAAGUAAAGUCAUUCAAGAUCCAGAAAAGUACGAUCCAUUAUUCAUGCACCCUGACUUGUCUUGUGGAACACACACUAGUAGCUGUGGGCACAUUAUGCAUGCCCAUUGUUGGCAAAGGUAUUUUGAUUCCGUUCAAGCUAAAGAACAGCGAAGGCAACAGCGAUUACGCUUACAUACAAGCUAUGAUGUAGAAAACGGAGAAUUCCUUUGCCCCCUUUGUGAAUGCUUGAGUAAUACUGUUAUUCCUCUGCUGCUUCCUCCGAGAAAUAUUUUUAACAACAGGUUAAAUUUUUCAGACCAACCAAAUCUGACUCAGUGGAUUAGAACAAUAUCUCAGCAAAUAAAAGCAUUACAGUUUCUUAGGAAAGAAGAAAGUACUCCUAAUAAUGCCUCUUCAAAGAAUUCAGAAAAGAUGGAUGAACUACAGCUCCCUGAAGGGUUCAGGCCUGAUUUUCAUCCUAAGAACCCUUAUUCUGAGAGCAUAAAAGAAAUGCUAACGACAUUUGGAACUGCUACAUACAAGGUGGGACUAAAGGUUCAUCCCAAUGAAGAGGAUCCUCGUGUGCCCAUAAUGUGUUGGGGUAGCUGUGCAUACACCAUCCAAAGCAUAGAAAGAAUUCUGAGUGAUGAAGAUAAACCAUUGUUUGGUCCUUUACCUUGCAGGCUGGAUGACUGUCUUAGGUCACUGACGAGAUUUGCAGCAGCACACUGGACAGUGGCAUCACUUUCAGUGGUGCAAGGACAUUUUUGUAAACUUUUUGCAUCAUUGGUGCCUAAUGACGGCCAUGAAGACCUUCCAUGCAUAUUAGAUAUUGACAUGUUUCAUUUAUUGGUGGGCAUGGUGCUGGCGUUCCCUGCGUUGCACUGUCAGGAUUUUUCAGGGAUCAGCCUUGGCACUGGAGACCUUCACAUUUUCCAUCUGGUUACUAUGGCACACAUCAUACAGAUCUUACUUACCUCAUGUACAGAAGAGAAUGGCAUGGAUCAAGAAAAUCCCUCUUGUGAAGAAGAAUCAGAAGUUCUUGCUUUGUAUAAAACACUUCACCAGUAUACGGGAAGUGCCUUGAAAGAAAUACCAUCUGGCUGGCAUCUGUGGAGGAGUGUCAGAGCUGGAAUCAUGCCUUUCCUGAAGUGUUCUGCUUUGUUUUUUCAUUACUUAAAUGGAGUUCCUUCCCCACCCGAUAUUCAAGUUCCUGGAACAAGCCAUUUUGAACAUUUAUGUAACUAUCUUUCCCUACCAAGCAACCUUAUUUGCCUUUUUCAAGAAAAUAGUGAGAUAAUGAAUUCACUGAUUGAAAGUUGGUGUCUUAACAGUGAAGUUAAAAGAUAUCUAGAAGGUGAAAGAGAUGCUAUAAGAUAUCCAAGAGAAUCUAACAAAUUAAUAGACCUUCCAGAGGAUUACAGCAGCCUCAUUAAUCAAGCAUUCAAUUUCUCGUGCCCCAAAUCAGGUGGUGAUAAGAGCAGAGCCCCAACUCUGUGCCUUGUGUGUGGAUCACUGCUGUGCUCCCAGAGUUACUGCUGCCAGACUGAACUGGAGGGGUAGGAUGUAGGAGCCUGCACAGCUCACACCUACUCCUGCGGCUCUGGGGUGGGCAUCUUCCUGAGAGUACGGGAAUGUCAGGUGCUGUUUUUAGCUGGCAAAACCAAAGGCUGUUUUUAUUAUCCUCCUUACCUUGAUGGCUAUGGGGAGACCGACCAGGGACUCAGACGGGGAAAUCCUUUACAUUUAUGCAACGAGCGAUUCAAGAAGAUUCAGAAGCUCUGGCACCAACACAGUGUCACCGAGGAAAUUGGACGUGCACAGGAAGCCAAUCAGACACUGGCUGGCAUUGACUGGCAACAUUUAUAAUUAUUGUACCACCAAAAAA
Saimiri boliviensis boliviensis (Bolivian squirrel monkey) is the source of this 5651-nucleotide messenger RNA. It is a transcript of the gene UBR2, whose product is annotated as ubiquitin protein ligase E3 component n-recognin 2. The record is from RefSeq and is a predicted model, not a curated record. Lineage: Eukaryota; Metazoa; Chordata; Mammalia; Primates; Cebidae. Gene Ontology annotation, cellular component: cytoplasm; ubiquitin ligase complex. Gene Ontology annotation, biological process: ubiquitin-dependent protein catabolic process via the N-end rule pathway; protein ubiquitination. Gene Ontology annotation, molecular function: ubiquitin protein ligase activity; zinc ion binding.